Dermatophagoides farinae (American house dust mite) is the source of this 2416-nucleotide messenger RNA. Lineage: Eukaryota; Metazoa; Arthropoda; Arachnida; Sarcoptiformes; Pyroglyphidae. The record is from RefSeq and is a predicted model, not a curated record.
AUGUUCAUUAUUCGAUUUCAUUGAAAAACAUUCGAAUUUUCACAUCAUGACUAUUACGACAGCAUCAACAACAACAACAACAACAACAACAACGAUGAUGGAAUCCUCACAAAUAAUUCUAUUGGAAGGUCCGAUUAAAUAUCGUGACCAGAAAAAGUGGAAAUCCCGUUGGGCAAUCAUUACGAAAUUAUCACCAAUUGCAGAUUCGCUGCAAGUAAUGAUGUACAAGAAUUUUAAGGAAAAAAUGAAAUAUUUUCAAUCAUCAUCAUCAUCAUCAUCGGCAAUGAAAUUGAAACCAAUAUUUGAAUUGGAACAUUAUCUUGGUAUUGAAAGUGGUUUUGUUCAUGAUCGUGAAUCAAAUACAAUGGCCAUUAUAUGCAUCGAACAGACAAUAUUGUUGGCAUUUGAAACAAGAGAAAUUUUGCUUCAAUGGCAAACAAAAUUACAGGAACAUUUUUGCAAAGAACGACAUUUUAUUGUUCAAGUGGUCAAUGUACCCAAUAAUGGCCAUAAUACGAUAACAUCGAAUCAUCAUCAUCAUCAGAAUAAAAUUAAAUGUGGUUCAGCACGAUUAUUAUUACAGGAUUCAAUUUUUUGCCUAGUCACCGGAAUACCGCCAUCAUUAAUGUGUUAUUGGUCGAUCAAACAAUUACGACGUUUUGGUUUGAUUGAUGGUAAAUUCUGUUUUGAAGGUGGAUCACAAUGUGGUAAAGGUAUUGGCCUACAUAUUCUUUAUACAAGUGAACCUGAAGAAUUAAUACGAUGUUUUGAUCUUGCAUCAAAUGAUCAGCUAAAUUCAUUUGAAUCAUCAAUGUCAAAAUCGGAUUCAAUUUCACAUUAUAGUGGUGGUAGUGGUGGUGGUGGUGGUAAUAAUAAUGGUUUUAUACAUAAACAAAGAUCAGUACCAAGUUCAGAUAGUUCAACCGGUGAUUCUAGUUCACAAUUAUUAUCCAGUUGUUUUGGUGAUGUUGAUACAUUAUCUGCAAAUUAUUAUUGUGGUGGUGUUGGUGCAGAUGGUUCAAUGAUAACAGUGAAAAAUCCGGAAUUCUAUCAUUCAACAAUGAAUCUAACAACUAUUAACAAUAAACAAUAUACACUAUCACCAUCAUCAUCAUUGAAUAAUAAUAAUAAUAAUAUUCUGACCACAAAAUGUUCAUCAUCAUUCAGUUCGAAUACAAUAGGUCGUUUUUCAAAUUUAACGUCCAGUUCAAAACUAACGGGUUCAAAUAAUGUACAAAACAAUUUAAUCGAAUGCUGCCACCAUCACCAUCAUAAUCAUCAUAAUCAUCAUCAUGCUCAUAAUUCUUUCGUUUGUUGCCACCAACACCCACAACAACAACAACGAAAUAACAGAAAUAAUGAAAAUAGUAACCUUUGUAUGAUAUCCACUGCAAGUACUAUGACAUUAAAACAUUCAAAUUUUAAUUCAUUGAAUCCAAUGAAUGCCAGUAAUAUUGUUGAAGACGGCAAUAGUAGAACAAUCAUUAAUUGUGAUCACGAAUCAUCAACAUCAUAUUCAUCCAUCCAUGACGUACAUAGUUUAUGUAAUAAUAAUCUACAGAAUCAUAGAUAUUCCACUUCAUCAUCACCUCCCAUCACCAAAAAUAACAAAACAACAAUGAAAAUCAUAUGCAAUUCUAAUGAAUCAAAUUCUUCACUUUUCAAUUCAAGUCAAAUGAAUGGUACGACAAAUGCUGAAUCGUUCAAUACAACAACAACAACAACAACAACAUUAACGAAUGGCAAUUAUACGAAUAGAUUGACUGCAAAUAGUCAUUUCCAUGAUGUUGGAAAUAAUGAUAAUAAUAAUGAUGAUUCUAGUCGAAUGAAUAAUAUUCAUUUGAAUUUCACAACUUGUACCAAUCGUACUACUACUAAUGAUGAUCAUAAUGAAAAUAUACAUGAACCAAUACAAACGACAACAAUGUCGAAAAUUACGAAUAAAGAAAUCGAUUCUCAUACUCUAUUACGAUCUCAUAAUCAUCAUCAUGAUUCAAUGAAGGACAAAGAAUCAAUAAUCGACCAUCCGUAUCAUCGAAUUAAUUUUCCCGGAAUUAUUACUACAAAUAGAAAAACAUCACAAACAACAACAACAACAACAAAUUCCAAUGCAAUGGACAAUUAUGAUAUACCGAAAAAUUUGUGCAUGAUGAUCAUGAUGAAAAAUGAUGAUGAUGGCGAAAAACAGCAGAAUAAUGUUUGCGUUUGUAAUAAUAAUAAUAAUAAUAAUAUUAAUGGCCAUGAUGUUGAUGAUAAACAACCGAGUCUACAUAAUCAUCAUGAUCAGCAGCAACAACAUCAACAACAAAAGCCGAAAAUUCAGGCUGCUUUUGCAACAACAACAACAACAACAGUAGCAGCAGCUUACACUGUGAUGGAUUUUAUGGCCAAAAAUCUGUAUAUGAUAGAUUUUUAA